Molecule: messenger RNA, 561 nt
Organism: Peronospora matthiolae
Lineage: Eukaryota; Oomycota; Peronosporomycetes; Peronosporales; Peronosporaceae
Source: the annotation of a GenBank genome assembly
AUGCGUGGCUUUCGUCUCCAAUACGAUCGAUGGCUGCAGCACUCGCCAUUAAUAACAAAAGCCAUCACCUCGGCCGUUCUCUUUGGGGUUGGGGACCGACUUGCACAACGGAUCGAACCUUCCGAACCAUCCAACAGCGACAACAGCGACGCAGAAAAGACCAUCGACCGCCUCGGACUGCACCGAACAGCUCGGAUGAUGGUCUGGGGUGGCCUCUUCUUCGCCCCAUUUAACCACGCAUGGUACAACUUUCUUGAAAAAGCCGUGCGAGGCAACACCGUGUUAUCAAUUGGCAAGAAAAUAGCUGCUGACCAGCUUGUGGCCACCCCGCCCCUCAUGCUGGCUUUCUUCACCUAUGCUGGCUUCGCCGAAGGCCGGUCGGUGCAUGAUACAAUGCAGAAGACAGCGGCGAAGCUCCAACCGACGCUUGUAGCGAAUUAUGCCGUGUGGCCACUGGUUCACGUCGGCACUUUUGGUUUCGUGCCGUUGCACUACCGAGUGCUGUUUAUCAACGUCGUGAACAUCGGGUGGUCAGCUUUCCUGUCGCGCAUGGCAAGCUAG